Phalaenopsis equestris is the source of this 4242-nucleotide messenger RNA. Its product is annotated as protein ALWAYS EARLY 2-like. Gene Ontology annotation, cellular component: transcription repressor complex; nucleoplasm. Bases 493 to 4068 code for a protein of 1191 amino acids. The transcript is spliced from 22 exons. The record is from RefSeq and is a predicted model, not a curated record. Gene Ontology annotation, biological process: regulation of transcription by RNA polymerase II; DNA-templated transcription; regulation of cell cycle. Lineage: Eukaryota; Viridiplantae; Streptophyta; Magnoliopsida; Asparagales; Orchidaceae. Gene Ontology annotation, molecular function: DNA binding.
UCCUCUCUCCUCUAAGCCCUCGCCCAUUGCUUCCAUCCCGAAACCCUCGCAUAUCCCUCCUUCCAUCUCUGUUUCGUCCGAAGCAAUCGCCUUCGCACCGAACCCUCGCGAUACAGUGGCAAUUGGAGCUAGCUGGGGACGUCGGGAUCGUGGCUUAAAGAGACCCAAUACUCCCAUGUAUUUCCUCCUCUGCUCCUUUCCUACCGAAACCAUUGAGGAAGACAGGCCCGCAGCAUUCGUCAUCUUUUGCUUCUUGCGGUAACUGGCUCCCACAGCCUUUUAAGCUCCCGGGGCUGACUUCUUCUACCAUCUUGAAAGCUUUCAUGACCACCAGCCAGUGACUCCCAACUUUACCCUUUUUCAACGAAGUCAUACUGUUGCUGCUGAGCACGCAUCUGUUAGAAGCGUAAAGCAUUGAGAAGGUUUUGUUUUGGGAGCCAUUUAACCCGAUGGACAAAUCAACCUAAGUCUAUUUUGGAUAAAUAUUAUUUGAUGGCUUCAGCACGAAAAUCUAGAAAUGUGAACAAGCGAUUUAGCAAGGUCACCGAAGAGUUGCAGGAUGGGGAAGGAGGAAACCCAGGCAAAAGAACAAAAAAGAGGAAACUGUCAGACAUGUUAGGUUCUCAAUGGGGGAGAGAUGAGCUUGAACGCUUCUAUGAAGCCUACCGUAAACAUGGGAGGGAUUGGAGAAAGAUUGCUGCAGCAGUACGAAACAGACCUCCAGAAAUGGUGGAAGCUCUUUACAACAUGAAUAAGGCUUACUUAUCCCUUCCUGAGGGACAUGCAACUGCAGCUGGAUUAAUAGCGAUGAUGACUGAUCAUUACAAUAUUUUGGAUGGUAGUGAUAGCGAGGCAGAAAGCAAUGAUGCAUCAAGAACUUCUCGAAAAACGCCAAAGCGUGGGCGAGCGAAAUUUAGAGUUGCAUCCAAAGGUUCUGAGGGGCCUUAUCCUGAUUUACUGCAUUAUGAGUCAGCGUCGAGUUAUGGAUGUCUUUCCUUGUUGAAAUGGAGGCGUUCUGGAGAUUUAUUUGCAGGUAGCAGGCCUCGAGCUGUUGGAAAGAGAACCCCCCGCAUCCCUGUUCCUUUUUUUCUUAAGGAAGAUAGGAAUAGGGUAGUUUCACCUCAUAAGCAAGGAUUAAAGUCUGAGUGCCAUGCUGUGGAUGAUGAGGGUGUCCAUGUGGCUGCACUUGCGCUGGCUGAGGCUUCAAAGCGAGGUGAAUCACCACAGAUUUCACAAACUCCAAGCAGAAGACGUCACCUAAUGUAUUCCCCCGCACCAAGUGGUGAAAGAAAGAUUGGGGAUUCCAAAUCCUUUAAUGGUCAAGUGGACGAUGACCAUCUUGAAGGCAGCUUAGGAAGCAGGGAGGCUGAGAAUGGGGAGUUCUUUAAAGAAGCUAGUAUAUCUGAAACCCGCCAAAAAUCAAAGAAAGUACAAGGAAAGAGAUCAAACGCAUUUGUAGACGAACAAUUUGAUGAUGACAGGGAAGCUUGUAGUGGUACUGAGGAAGGUGUUAAUGUAAGAAAAACUAGGGAUGACACUGAAAUAGAUAAUACUGCAGCUAGAGUUUUGCGGCCAUCUAAAGGAUCUAAGAAGCGAAGCCGCCAACUAUUUUGUGGUGAUGAAAGCUCUGGACUGGAUGCUCUGCAGACGCUGGCGGAUUUGUCUCUGAACAUCUUAUUUCCAACUUCUACAGUUGAAUCUGAAUCUUCCAUGCAGGUUAAGGAGGAAACACAAACAGCAGAUAUUGAUGAGAAACCUAAUAUACCUGAGUCAUUAUCAACAAAUCUUCAAAGAGAGAGAUCUAAAACUGUUGAAAGAAAAGACAAAGGGCGUUCUACGGCUCUUGAUGGAGUUUCCGGAAAAGGUACCAAGCUGUCAAAAGGUUUUGCUCCUGAUUCUAAGACGUCUUCUGAUAUGAAACAGCAAAAUAGCUCAUCCAGCACUAAGAUACAAAAGAGAAAGCCAAAAUCAUUGAUUGAAAAGAUUUCAAACUCCCAAUUUCAAAGUGAUUCCCAAAAAAGUGAAUUUUAUCAGACACAGGCUGUUGGAGAUGGAAAGAGGUCUUCAGCCAAAGUUAAACGAGCUUCUCAAAUUUUGAUGCAACAAAAACUAGGAAAAUCUACUAAAUCACAGGAGUGUCAUUUUAAUGCCAGUGAUUUGGGAAGAGUAGUUGUAGAUCCAAAUGAGACAGCUGUAGCCGAUUCUUCACAAAAUGAAGUAAUUUUCUCUACAAAAAGUAGGAACCGUCGUAAGAUGGAUUUGAAGAAAGCAUUGGCAGUAAAGGAUCCAAAAUCUAGUGAAACUGGUGUAGAGGAACAUAUGAAUAGAUACCCAUUCAGCAACAGAACAUAUGAUCUAAAGGAAACACUUUCUCACUGCUUAUCCUCUCAACUAUUACGUAGAUGGUGUAAGUUUGAGUGGUUCUACAGUGCUAUUGAUUACCCAUGGUUUGCCAAAAGUGAGUUUGUUGAGUACUUGAAUCAUGUCAGACUGGGUCACAUACCUAGGCUUACACGAGUUGAGUGGGGGGUUAUAAGAAGUUCUCUUGGCAAGCCACGCCGAUUAUCCAGCCUGUUCUUGCAGCAGGAGCGGGAGAAGUUAGAAGAAUAUCGGGAAUCAGUUAGGUUUCAUUAUGCUGAUCUCCGUGCUGGUGUAAGGGAAGGAUUACCAACUGAUUUGGCUCGCCCUCUCUCAGUCGGACAGCGAGUUAUUGCCUGCCACCCAAGAAUGAGAGAAGUUCAUGAUGGGAGUGUCUUAACUGUGGAUCGUAACCGCUGCAGGGUUCAAUUCGAUAGGCCUGAACUGGGGGUAGAAUUUGUAAUGGAUGUUGACUGCAUGCCAUUGAACCCAGUAGAAAACAUUCCUGAAGCCCUGCAGAGACAGAAUCUUGUCAUCAACAAAUUCUGUAGUGGCUUUUCAGAUUUAAGGUUGGAUGAACAAAAGGAGUUUAAGGCAAGAGACAGCUUGACAUUUGCUUCUACUGGGAGGUUCGAGGCUGUAGAUGGAGCUCCUCAAGUUUCCUCUUAUAGUUAUCCCAUGAAUACAUUAAUGAAUCAGGCAAAGGGAGACACACUUGAUGCUAUUGUACAGGCCAAAGCUGCUGUAAAUGAAGUUGCUGUUGCUGCACAGCAGGCCAUGUAUGGUCAACCGUUUACUUUGGCUCAGAUACAAGCUAGGGAAGCUGACAUUAGAGCGCUUGCAGAUUUGUCACGCACUCUUGAUAAAAAGGAGGCGUUACUGAUUGAAUUGAGUCAAAUGAACGAAGAAGUGUCUACUAAACAAAAGAAUGGUGAUCAUAUCAAAGAUUUGGAAAACUUUAGAAAACAAUAUGCUAUGGUUCUUUUACAACUUAGAGAUGUCAAUGAUCAGGUUGCUUCUGCUUUGCUCUUUCUAAGGCAGCGCAACACUUAUGAAAGAAAUUCUACUCUUACAUGGAACAAGUCAAAUGAGACCUCUGUACAACAGGGCUCUUUUAAUCCCACUGCACUCUUUGUCAAUGAUUCAGGAUCUAAUGUUUUCGAAGUUAUUCAGAGUUCAAGGCUCAAAGCAAAGACACUGGUUGAUGUAGCUGUUGAGGUAAUGCAUGCCCUUAAAGACGGAGAAGAUGCUUUUGUUAGAAUUGGGGAAGCUUUAGAACUCGCAAGUAGUGGAAAUCCUGUCUCCACAUCUGCUAUAGCAGCUGUUAGAAAUACUUCUACUGAUGCAGCACCUGACAAUAAACCAUAUCAGGACCACGGUACAUCCAGGUUAGAGGCAGCCACUGUUCAAGUUCCCAGUCCUAAAUGCCAAUCUUCAUUCAAUGGAACUGAAGUCCACUGUCCAACAGAGCUAAUUUCAUCCUGUGUGGCCACGCUGUUCAUGAUACAGAGGUGCACGGAGAGGCAAUACCCGCCAGCUGAGGUUGCUCAGAUCCUCGAUUCUGCUGUGGCAAGCCUGCAACCAUGCUGCCCUCAAAACUUCCCUAUUUUCCGAGAGAUUGAAACAUGCAUGGGAAUCAUCAAGAACCAAAUGCUUGCUCUUGUCCCCACUCCAAGUGCCAUGGUUGUUUCCGAUGCGCCUAUUUUGUAGGAAAAUAAUGCAAUUUUUUUUGUCCAUAUUAUUCUCAAUCACAUCAGGCUAUUCUUAAUCAGGUUACCUGACUUCAAAAUUUUUUCAGCCAACUAUGUUUUACAUUUAUCCCCACAUUUAUUGUGCUAAUAGCCACAUCGCUAAUUUAUUGCAAUUACCAAUUCUAUCGCAGAA